Nematostella vectensis (starlet sea anemone) is the source of this 1755-nucleotide messenger RNA. Its product is annotated as SEC14 cytosolic factor. The record is from RefSeq and is a predicted model, not a curated record. The transcript is spliced from 15 exons. NCBI's taxonomy places the organism in Eukaryota, Metazoa, Cnidaria, Anthozoa, Actiniaria, Edwardsiidae. The coding region runs from base 209 to 1405 and encodes 398 amino acids.
UUAUUCUGGUGCACAGGUUCGCUACCUUCCUUCUAUGAAUGAAUUAUUUACCGAGCACUUGAUUGUGGUCGGGCCUCGUCAAGUUUCCUAGUCUGCGUGGUAAUGAAAAAUAGCAUUGCAUUCCCCUAAAGAAUUCUGACAAAUAGCCUCGAGGCCGUAGGGCCGACUGGUCAACCCUGGAAGCAAGUUUCCAUUCUACUAUUGAGCAAUGAGUGGUUAUUUAGGCGACUUGAGCCUGACUCAAGAAAAAUCACUGAACGAAUUCAUAGAGUUAUUAUCAAAGGAAACACAAGCUGACGAGAGAACGCUGUUGCGGUUUUUACGAGCACGGGGGUUUGAUGUUCAAGCAGCGUACAAGCAAUACUUAUCUACAGUCGAGUGGAGGAAGAAAAAUGGCAUUGAUAGCAUCCUUGAUAAACCUAGACCACUGGAUAAAGAGUUUCGCGAGGUGAUGUCUUGUGGUUUCCACAAGCAGGACAAGGAAGGACGCCCGUGUUACAUCGAAUAUACCGGAAGAACUGAUGUAUCGGCCCUGGUCAAGCUUCCGGUUGAUCAAGUUAUUAGACGUCAUAUAUGGAACUGCGAGUAUCAGAUAGCAAGAAUGGCGGAGUUGUCGCAGAAUUCGGAUACGGUGGUAGAAACGAUGGUACACAUCCACGACAUGACAGGAGCGUCUAUUGUCCUGAGAAAAGCGCUAAACAUUUUCAAGAGACUAGCGAAGUUGGACCAGGAUCACUACCCGGAAAGAAUGGGAAAAAUAUUUAUUGUCAACACCCCAUGGGUUUUCCCCGUAUUGUGGAAGAUCGCGCGCGUAUUCCUAGACCCCAAGACACGAAGCAAGUGCGUGGUUCUCAAGUCCAGCGAAAACCCCAAACUGCUCAACUAUUUCUAUGCGGCGGACCUCCCCGAGGAGUUCGGUGGGUGCUGCCGUUGUGAGGACGGGUGCUUACCCCCUAUUCCAAAGCAUAUGAGAAACAUUGCGGAGGCCCCCACUCUGAGGGAACAGUCUAUCGGACCUAAAAAAUCGUUUGAGAAAAGUGAGGAAUGUAAGAACGACGGUGACUCGAUAGCAUGGUACUUCAAAACGUCUAGUAAAGAAAUCAAAUUUGGAAUUAAAUUUAAGCCCAGGCCCCACUCUGGUUGGAAAGACCGGAUGAAUGAUAUUCCAGAGGUCUGGGUCGAGGAUCUCAAUUUUGUUACUGAUUUCGAGGGUCCUACCACAGGGUUCUACUCGCCGCCGUGCCCAGGAAUGUGUACACUUGUUUGGGAUAACAACGACAGCAAAUGGCUUUCCAAAACUAUCAAGUAUCACGUGAUGGUCACGGAAGCCGAGGUUGAUUCCGAUGAUGAGAAAUCGCAGUCUAACGGGACCCUUCACAAACGGACCGGCGGUGCCAAGGAUUAACAAUAAAUCCAGACAACUAAGGUGUCUGCGUUUCCCUCGCGUUUCCCUAAACCAGGAGGGCAUGGGGUAUAAGUUUUGCAAAUAUCGGUUAAAAUCCUUUAUUUCCACUAGAAAUAUUACCUUUUAUUUAAUGGUAGAUACGCGGGGUGAGUGCGGCCGAUGACAAUUUAUAUACAUCAUUCUCAUAAAUGACAGUAAGGAUAAUAAUUUUUGAAAAAUAAUUUUACUUUAGCUUUCAAAUACAGAUCACUAAUGUAGCAGAUAAAGAAUUAGAUAUUUUUCUAGACUCAGCUAUUUAUUCGACCUUGAAUAUUGAGCCGCGGCAUUGAAUAAAAAACAACUGAAAUAUC